CUUGCCCGAGCCCCCAAGAUGCGCACUUCGUUGGGUUUACUUCUAGUUGCUCUGCUGCUUCUAGCCCUUUCCUUAGCCCAAGCCGAACCCGCACCCUCAUAUUUUGAUGACGACGAGUCCCUGUUCGAAGAGUACCCUACGGACAACGAGUUGGACAGAUUACUGCAGACUGCCCAGAAGCGUUCUUCUUUGAUCUACAUUUACAGAAGAGCGUGUGUAAGACGUGGCGGCAACUGUGACCACCGCCCUAAAGAUUGCUGCGUCAACAGCACAUGUCGAUGCAAUCUGUGGGGAGCGAACUGCCGGUGUCAGCGCAAAGGGCUGUUCCAAAAGUGGGGCAAGUAGACAGCUGAUCCCUUCAGUCCCCGCCACCAACACUUUGUUACAUAUGUUAUCUGAGUUGUAACCGUGUAAGUUGUAACCUUACGUUCCUAAAUGUUGAAUAAAGACCCCCUUGUAUAAUUGAUGCAGAGUAACUUUUCUUGGUCAUUAUUUCGUUUAAUAAGUUUUUAAAUAUUAAAAUUUUGACACCUAUUUUAAAGUCUUUAACUAAGGGACGUUCUAUUAUUUACCUAGUAUUAUAGUCAAGACGUUUUUCAGUUACUAUUGGUGAUCUUAAAAUAUUGUAAAAAAUUAACUUAAGGAUAUUUAUUUUAAAAUUACCACACUUAUAACCAUAUCACCAAAUUGAGGUUCUAUGUUGUUAAUAUACCAUUGCUAUUGAGAAAUAUAUUUUUUAGAAACAGCUGAAUAUUAUAAUAUUGAUCAUCAGUAUCAUAUAUAUUAAAGUCUAUUUACAAAUUUUGCAUGACCCAUAUUACCAGCUUUAUGAAAUUAUUGUUCUUUAAUUUUGCAUUUAGGAUUCCCGAUAAAUUCGUGGAUAACUGUCUAACAUCGCAAUACGGGUGCUCCCAAAAUGCUUUCCCAGCAGUCCACAUGGUCACUGUUAGAUUUCAUCAAUGUUAAAUGUUAUCUUAUAGCUUUGGACUGCUGAAUCGUAAGCAAGGGAUGUAUAAAUAUAUGUCAAUAAGCAUACAUCAUCACCCUAUUAAGCACACGUGAAAAAUGUAUUUUUAAUAUUGUAAAAGGAAAGCAAGUCAACAUUGGUGAUGGAUAAUGUUAACAUGACUGCUGAAAUAAAAUGUGUGAAAAGUUAAAAUUAUUAGACAAAAAUGUUCGUUUAACCUGAUUCGUAAUUUCUAAGUCAAAGACUAUUUCUACUGUUGUAAAUACUUUAAUUUCAAGUAAGUGAAAGAAAAAUCAGUUUUUCAUAUACACCCAUUAUAUUCGUAUGAUAUCAUGGAUAUGUAUAGCUUAUUUUACACUUUAGACAACAUUUACACAACUAAUGUUGCUAUGAGUGUUCCGUUUGGUUAAAAUGCACGCCGGUAAUGCUAUUAUAGUGGUUAUUUAAGUGAAGGUUUAUUUUUAAAUUGAUUAAAAACAUUAGAGUUACAAAAAUCUAUGUGUAAGCUUUAUAUAUAUUUUCAAGAGUAUUUUGAGCAUUUAAUCAGAUGAUAGUAUAUAUAUUUAUGUAUGUAAUCAUAAACUUUAUUGCAUUUUUGUGAAGCAGACAAUAUUUGAAGACUUCUACAAUAUAUUUUGUUACAAUGCGAAGUUGAAAUGUAUCAUAGAUUAUAUUUUAUUAGCACUUUUAUUGGAAAUUUUAACGUUGCGAGAACCACAUUUUCAUAUCAUUCUUCGUGCAGCUAAUGAAAUUGUGUUAAGUUGGAAAACAUAUAUUGGUAAAUAAUAAAACUGAUGUCGUACCUAUUGAAUUUUCUGUUAACCCUAAAAACAAUUAGUGGAAGUAUAUAAUAUUUUAAAUACAAACAAUUGAUUAAGAGGAUUUUUUAAGUUUCAAAAAGGAAAUGAUAACAACCUUAUCUGCAUAUAUCGAGCAAAAGAUUAGUAUUUUGUAAAAUAAUCAAGAUGUAAAUUUGAUGAGGGUCAACCGUAAGAGUGGCCUAAGAGAAACUAAUAAAUUGUAAUGU
Macrosteles quadrilineatus (aster leafhopper) is the source of this 1994-nucleotide messenger RNA. RefSeq names its product toxin Tbo-IT2-like. Gene Ontology annotation, cellular component: extracellular region. Gene Ontology annotation, molecular function: ion channel inhibitor activity. The record is from RefSeq and is a predicted model, not a curated record. The transcript has 3 exons. Bases 19 to 345 code for a protein of 108 amino acids. NCBI's taxonomy places the organism in Eukaryota, Metazoa, Arthropoda, Insecta, Hemiptera, Cicadellidae.